Messenger RNA from Dracunculus medinensis (Guinea worm), 351 nucleotides. Lineage: Eukaryota; Metazoa; Nematoda; Chromadorea; Rhabditida; Dracunculidae. The record is from the annotation of a GenBank genome assembly.
AUGAAUCUAAGUAAUACGCAAAUUGCAUCAACGAGUUGUUCAACCUCGAAAAAUUCGAAUUCAGAUAACGAUGGCAACAAGAAAGCCGAUCUUUCGUCGCUCGAAUCUGUCGUUUUCAGCUCAUUAUCUGGAUAUCAGGCUAUACCUGUUAGAGUAAAAAUUUUGCUUCAUCGAGCAUUGGCUAAUUUAUCGGAGCACAAUGUUGAAUCCAUCUUGAAUCGAGCUGGUUGGACUAAAGAAAACUUUGAACGAGGUUUUAUGAUCGAGAGAAGCACAAUGCUUUUGACCUUGGCAACAUUCUGCAAAGAUCUUUUGCGAUAUUUCUAUGAUGCCUUGCAAACUCGUAUAUAA